Sphaerulina musiva SO2202 is the source of this 974-nucleotide messenger RNA. RefSeq lists its product as uncharacterized. The record is from RefSeq and is a predicted model, not a curated record. The annotation marks the transcript as partial. NCBI's taxonomy places the organism in Eukaryota, Fungi, Ascomycota, Dothideomycetes, Mycosphaerellales, Mycosphaerellaceae. The transcript is spliced from 3 exons.
GGGGGAGCACGCCGUCGAGGAGUGGCAAAUCCGCAGCGAGAUGCAGUAACACGACUCGGAGGAACAGCAAUAGCAACAAAAGCAGUUCCCUUUCGGAGCCCACUGCGCCCCCAGCGCCAAGCCAUGAGGCACAGGGAGGAAAGCAGCAGCACGCUGCCACCGCCGUCGCCGCGCUGCCGACUCCAGAAGACGAUAUGGCCGACGCCGUGAAAGGGGGCACGAAGACUCCAUUGUUCAACGAAGUGAUCAACGAAGAAGAAUGCGGCCAGAGCGAUUGGGAACUCUCCACAUACACGAACAUCAUGGAUGUGUGGAGUGACCCCCACGACGAGAACCAUAAUACGCCAGUGUCAUUCGGGUCCGAGUAAGUCGCAGUGCAGCCUGUCGUUGCUUGUGAUCCGCGCUGGGAUAGGGGCUGACCCGAUAUUGUGCAGCAUGCGAUGCACUUUCGGAGUGAAUACACCGACGAGUAUGCUCCCUGCACGCGAGGUGAUGAAUGAGGAGCCGAGCGAAAGGAGAGACGGCUGCGAGUGCCUGAACGUUUCCGCAUGUAUGCUGAACCGGCUGUGUGCACACAUUGUCGCCCAGGACGCGGGCUCCUUCGACGAGCACGUCGUCCUAUAUCGCUCAGUGGCGAGAGAACUGUCGCACGACGCGGCCCGAGGUGAUGGCGGUGAUCGCGACCGUCACGCAGCACAUGUGCGUGCUGUGCGAGAAGAUGCUGGAUCGCCUGCUGGGCAUCAACGGCUGCGCGGGCUUCGAGCUGCGCUUCGGGGCGGUAUGCGUCGACGACGGGGUGGAGCGGGCGUUCCUGUGCCACGCCAUGGUGAGCGUUCAGGUGAACUCUUUUGGCGGCCUGCUGGCCCGCCUGAAACGAGCGGCGGCGGCGGCGUCGAUGGCGGCGACGUCAACCAUGUUCCACAAUCAGGAGACGAAGCUGGCGGCGUCGAAAGUGACGCUGGCGAGGUAUAUAG